Rhipicephalus microplus (southern cattle tick) is the source of this 2404-nucleotide messenger RNA. RefSeq names its product Synaptotagmin 4 (gene Syt4). NCBI's taxonomy places the organism in Eukaryota, Metazoa, Arthropoda, Arachnida, Ixodida, Ixodidae. Gene Ontology annotation, cellular component: plasma membrane; axon; exocytic vesicle. Gene Ontology annotation, molecular function: SNARE binding; calcium ion binding; phosphatidylserine binding. The record is from RefSeq and is a predicted model, not a curated record. Gene Ontology annotation, biological process: vesicle fusion; calcium ion-regulated exocytosis of neurotransmitter.
UUUAGUUUUGUUUUUUGCUCCGUUCCAGCUCGGCUGGCCCCUCGAUCGUCCGUCGGCAAGCCUAAAGAUCUGCGCCGCUUCGUACGACAGCGGAACGCCCGGUGUGUCCACCAUGUAAACGUGUUGGUUCUCUCUGCAUCUCGCACGCGUACCCCGUGAAGUGAGGGGACUUUCCUUCGACUCCUGCUGCUCUGGGGGCCGCAGGGAAAGAACAAAAAAAGGAGGAAGCUUGGGCGCAUUGGUUACGAUAGGCCACUCGAACUGGAGCGGCCAUGAAGCUUCGCGUCUCGCAGCACAGCUUCCACCACGACGACAGCCCUCAGAUCAAGGCGGUCGACGAAUCAACGAGCCCCGCCCUGGUGGGCAUUGGGGUGGGCAGUUUGGUGCUCGUGGUGGCCCUGGCCGCCGUCUCGUGCGCCUGCUACCGUCGCCGCGGAGUGGCGCAGGCCAAGGGCCCCUCUCAGCGCCGGCACCCGGACAAGAACCUGCCCCUGAAGAAGUCGUCGGCCGUGCGGUCUCCCAGCAGCGGGCCUGCAGGUCCCAUCCUCAAGAAGUCUCCUAGUCCGACGGGGGGAAGCAAGUCGCCGCUAGGAGGGAACAGGUCGCCCUCCAGUCAAGGUGGCCUGACGCCUCCGACAGAGACGGCCCGCUCGAUAUGCGAGUCGGCGACCAAGGAAGUGCGUACCGCGGUGCCCACCGCGGCGGCAGCUUCGACCGCCAGCUCCGCGGUCGUCGCCUCGACAGCCAGGGCGCAGGCGGACGGCGACAAGAAAGACGUAAGCCCACCGGCAACUGAAGAUAUCGCUGACACCAAGGAGAAAGAGGUGACGGAGGAGAAGCCCACGCAACUGGGCCAGCUGCACUUCCGACUGCGUUACAACUCGGAGAAGCACGCGCUGCUAGUGACCAUCGUGCGCUGUUCGGACUUGCCGGCGCGGGACCCCAACACGGGCUCCUCCGACCCCUACGUCAAGCUACAGCUGCUUCCAGAGAAGCAGCACAAGGUGAAGACGCGCGUGCUGCGACGCACGUUGAGCCCGGUUUACGACGAGGACUUCACCUUCUACGGUAUCAACCCGAACCAGCUGCAGGCCACCACGCUGCACUUCGUCGUGCUCAGCUUUGAUCGGUACUCUCGCGAUGACGUCAUCGGCGAGGUGGUCUGCUCCAUGGCGGGUCUCGACACCGACCACCUCGACAAGACGCUCGCCCUGUCCAGAGACAUCGCACCGCGCCACUUCAAGAUUCGAUCCCAGGGUCGCGGCGAGCUGCUCGUCUCUCUGUGCCACCAGCCGGCGGCCAACCGACUAACCGUAGUGGUCCUCAAGGCCCGGAACUUGCCCAAGGUGGACAUCACCGGACUCUGCGAUCCGUACGUGAAGAUCUACCUGCUGUACAACGACCAGCGCAUCGCGAAGAAGAAGACGCACAUCAAGAAGCGCACCGUGAACCCGGUGUUCAACGAGUCGUUCGUGUUCGAGGUUCCGUACAACGAGGGCCUGGACAACCUGAGCCUGGAGUUCCUCGUGCUCGACUGGGACCGGGUGACCAAGAACGAGGUGGUGGGCCGCCUGCAGCUCGGCCCGCACGGUUCGCCCGCAGCGCAGCAGCACUGGCGCGAGGUGCGCAACUCGCCGAGGCGCCAGAUCGCCGAGUGGCACAAGCUCAGGGAGUAAUUGCCACCUCCGAGACACACCGCAGGUUUAGGAGGGAAAAGCAGCGGCCUCCGUCUGAGACUUCCGACUUUGAAGACGCAAAGAAAAAAAUGGAGUCGCACCGGAGGAAUGGCGAGACGUCUUAUCACUUAUGUUGUUCAUUGGCCUUCUAACUGUUUAAGCUCUAUAUAAUAUCAGAAAAGUUUCUUCUGCCGAACGGAGAGUAUUAUUUUCCGACACCUAUAACGACGUGAAUUCAUUGAAGUGAACUUGCCUUAUGUGUUUACCAAUGACCCAACUGACGGUGUCCCACGCUUUUCAGAAAAACAAAAAAAGUGCUUAGAUAAACUAGAAUAAGUUGUAAACCGAGCACGGGCCUUUUCCUUUCGCACCUGUUUGCCCGCACUGACACUUUGCAACAACUGUUUCGUGAGCUGUAGGUAUUGCUUAAGAGAAAACUUGCUUUUUUAUGCUUAUCGCCGCUUGCGUUCUUCCUGAUUGACACAAGUUUCAAUGUUCUGAGAUUCAUUUGCCGUCGCUUGUUGCGUGGCCGUACGCGAUGUAUAUCCCAUAGUGUGAACUGGGUCACUACAUUUAAAUGCAUAUGCAAAAAAGACUAGAUGUACAUACAAGUCGCGACGAAAACUGAUCUCUUUUUCUCUCUUGGUUACUUCCUCAUUGGUAGAGUGCUAUGACUUAAAAAGCGGCGUAAGGUUUUUUCCCUAUGAUUCCACAGUGACACACCAGCC